GUCAGCUGACUGCUCCGGCUGGCACGUGACUUGCUCCGUAGGCGCUGGGGUCGGAGAGCCGUGAGGCCGCCGCUUAGGGCCGGGAGGGAUGGAGCGCUGAGCCGUUAACGUCCGCAAGGCUGUCCGCCUCCGUAGCUGUUAGUGAAGCCACUUCGCUGUUUGACAGCUUCCUGGGUGGGGGUAAUAAUAACAUCUGUGAAGAAAAAACACAAUUGCAUGGCAUAUUGAAGUGCUUAUCACAUAGUGCCUGUUCAAGUCACUCUUGAUUUUGGAAGAAAUACUUGGUAACAAAUAUGACUGAGUUCUGGCUUAUAUCUGCUCCUGGGGAGAAAACAUGUCAGCAAACUUGGGAGAAAUUGCAUGCGGCAACUUCGAAGAACAAUAAUCUUGCUGUUGCUUCAAAGUUUAACAUUCCUGACUUAAAGGUUGGCACACUGGAUGUCUUGGUUGGCUUGUCUGACGAACUGGCUAAACUGGAUGCAUUUGUAGAAGGGGUGGUUAAGAAGGUGGCUCAAUAUAUGGCUGAUGUAUUGGAGGAUAGUAAAGAUAAAGUUCAGGAGAAUCUGUUGGCCAAUGGAGUUGACUUGGUUACUUAUAUAACAAGGUUUCAGUGGGACAUGGCUAAAUAUCCAAUCAAGCAGUCCCUGAAAAAUAUAUCUGAAAUAAUUGCCAAGGGAGUGACUCAGAUUGACAAUGACCUGAAAUCUAGAGCAUCCGCAUAUAAUAACUUGAAAGGAAAUCUUCAGAAUUUGGAACGGAAGAAUGCAGGAAGUUUGCUAACUAGAAGUUUAGCGGAAAUUGUGAAGAAGGAUGAUUUUGUUCUUGAUUCAGAGUAUCUCGUCACAUUACUGGUCGUAGUUCCCAAGUUAAACCACAAUGACUGGAUUAAGCAGUAUGAAACACUAGCUGAAAUGGUAGUUCCAAGGUCUAGCAAUGUUCUCUCAGAGGACCAAGACAGUUACCUUUGUAAUGUCACCUUGUUUAGGAAGGCGGUUGAUGACUUCAGACACAAAGCCAGGGAAAACAAAUUCAUCGUUCGUGACUUCCAGUAUAAUGAAGAGGAGAUGAAAGCAGAUAAAGAAGAAAUGAACAGGCUUUCUACUGACAAGAAAAAGCAGUUUGGACCACUUGUACGGUGGCUGAAAGUAAAUUUCAGUGAGGCAUUUAUUGCAUGGAUUCAUGUGAAAGCGUUGAGGGUUUUUGUUGAGUCUGUUUUAAGGUAUGGUUUGCCAGUGAACUUCCAAGCAAUGCUACUUCAGCCCAAUAAGAAAACAAUGAAGAAACUAAGAGAAGUAUUAUAUGAAUUGUAUAAACACCUAGACAGCAGUGCGGCAGCUAUUAUUGAUGCUCCUAUGGAUAUUCCGGGCUUAAACCUGAGUCAACAGGAAUACUACCCCUAUGUGUACUACAAGAUUGAUUGCAACUUGCUGGAAUUCAAGUGUUUUUUGAGUCUUGGUAUCUGUACAAUGGACAUAAUCUGUGAUGGAGGAUGUGUUUUGACAACUUAAGUAAAGGAUUGAAUACAUCAUCUUGAGUAAUUAUAAACACUAAAGCAAAAAAGAAACACACAUUGCAGAUUUACUCUUGUCACUUCUUCAAUAAGUUCAACUUUGAAAAGCAGAACCAGAAGUUGUAAAUGAAGUAGGAACUUCUUCUGCUCCUUCUAAGUGCUCAUUAGCACCAUCAAAGAGUCUCUCCAAGUGGGGUUUGAGAAGCUGCUUCGGGGUUCUACAGUGCAUCAUCAUUCCUUCAGCAACUAAAUAACCUGUCCAGCAUUUCUUUCAGCCUAGAUUCCUGAUUACAAAAUAUCAAAGACAUUUGGAAUCAUGAGUAUUUCAGAUGUGUCAAUAGAGGAUUGAGAAGUCAUAUCACAUGCAAGGAAGAAUUUGGAAGGUGAUUUUCUGAAGUCCCGUCUAGGAUAGGCAUACAGUUUGUUUUCAUUGUGCAAAAAUAUAGUUAUAUUGAGUCUCA
This is a messenger RNA of Canis lupus familiaris (dog), 1971 nucleotides long. RefSeq names its product ATPase H+ transporting V1 subunit C1 (gene ATP6V1C1). Gene Ontology annotation, molecular function: proton-transporting ATPase activity, rotational mechanism. The transcript has 16 exons. Gene Ontology annotation, cellular component: vacuolar proton-transporting V-type ATPase, V1 domain; lysosomal membrane. Lineage: Eukaryota; Metazoa; Chordata; Mammalia; Carnivora; Canidae. The record is from RefSeq and is a predicted model, not a curated record. Bases 294 to 1508 code for a protein of 404 amino acids. Gene Ontology annotation, biological process: proton transmembrane transport.